Zeugodacus cucurbitae (melon fly) is the source of this 9684-nucleotide messenger RNA. RefSeq names its product klarsicht protein (gene klar). Bases 959 to 8608 code for a protein of 2549 amino acids. The record is from RefSeq and is a predicted model, not a curated record. Gene Ontology annotation, cellular component: membrane. The transcript has 19 exons. NCBI's taxonomy places the organism in Eukaryota, Metazoa, Arthropoda, Insecta, Diptera, Tephritidae.
GUUCGGCCAAUUGUAAUUUGUAUGUCCGGCAUUUUAAAAACUUCAGUGUUUCGUUUUCGCUUGUAUUGUGUGUAAUAAAUUAAAUAAUAAGAGUGUUCUUCGCAUUUAGUCAUGAAGAAAGAAAACUUUAUAAAACAAUAUUGUGACAUAUUUGCUUUAAAUACUUGGUAGAGUAAUACAAUAAAGUAAUAUAAUUAAUUCCCUUGCUGAAGUAAUAAGUAGUUGAUGGUGCAAAAUGUACCGAAACCAAAGUGCAUGAAGAAAUAAAAUAUGAAGAGCUUUGUGGAUGUGUGUGUGAAGUUUAAGAUGUAAGUGCAUCGAAAAUGUGGCUAAAUAAGUUACGAAUAAAAUAAAGUGGACAAAUUCAAUUAGAAAGAAAUUAAGAAUUGCUUGUUAGGCAAGCAGGCAAUUGUAUAAAAAUCACUGUUUUCUUUAUAUUUGAAGGUGGUUUUGGCAUUCGCUGGAUAUAUAUAUAUAUGUACAUAUUAAGAAUAUGUGAAUAACUGGUGAACGAAAUUAAUUAAAACACAGGGUCGAUUCACUAAAAGAAUCAUAUGUAUAAAGUCCAAGCAAACAAAAAGUAACCAAUAUAUUAUACACAUAAGUCGUAUAUAAUAACGAACAGUGUUUUUAGUGCGAUAAAUUAUGUUAUUAAAGGAACAGGUGUCCACAGUAUAAAAAUAAAAUGUAAAUGAUCUACAUACAUUGGAUAUAUUUUAUUUGGUGUAUAAACCCUAUAUCUAUGACGACACCUACUGGUAUUAAAAAUAGGGAUAUAACUAUUGAUCGUAAAUAAUUAAAAAUAUCAUGUGGAUCAAAACAAAAUGUGAUAACAAAAGGAAUUAACACAUCUUAAAGAUAAUAAUCGCGAGUGUACUUUGUUAUUUUUUUGUAAAAUUCUGAUCUGGUUAGCACUCGAUAAUUAUCUGUCAAUUAAUGUGGAAACUUAACAACGAAAAUGGAUUUGCCGAAGAGGGAGAAGGUAAACGUGGUGCAACCAAAUAACUAUCAACAAACGCUAAAUAUACGAAAUACUAGCAAUAAUACAAAUAAUGAAGGCACAAGCCAAAGUACUGAUACUAGUGAAAUCUUUAGGGAUCAAGUAUCGAAAUGUUCACCAAUAAAAACAAUAACUCCACCAAUUAGCAUAUCAGCAGGUGGGACGUUAACCGAAGUAGCGCCGAAAGCGGUUGAGGCGGUGGUUAACAGUAACGAAGAGACUGAAUACGCGGCCAUGGUGUAUGCUGAUGCUUCGAAGAUGAGCACGACAACACCCAUAAACACAAUACCGAAAACAUUGGUAACAAAUAUAGCAAUUACAACUAAUGAAUAUCCGGAAAAUGCACAGCUCAACUCUAAGAUAGGAGAAUUUAUAAUACCAGCCAUACCCGAUACCAAGCCAAUCAUCGAAAAGGGUGGGGUUGGUGGGGCCGUUACCAACAUCAAAAAGAAGCGAAAUAAAAACUCUAAGAAACGAGAAGACAAUAAAACACGCAAUAUUGGUAACAAGAAAGCGAACAUCAAUAUUAUUACCAGAAACGUCACUGAUGGGGAUCGUUGUCAGCCUAAUAUGGCCGGACAUCCAAUAAAUGCCAUCGCUUCCGGUACGGCCAAUAUGAAGGCAUCAGUGUCAAUGACAUCGCUGCCACCGGACGAUGAGAAGGCAGAGAGUCGUGACGUAAUUAAAGCGAAGCUUAACGUCGAACGUCCUUACAACAGUUUAAAAAAAAACAUCGAACGCAAUGCUGUCGGCGCAACUUUAGGGGUAAGAGCAAACUGCUUCAGCCAAAGUCAAAGUAGUGCCAGUAGCUUCGCAAACCAUCGCUAUUCCUGGGGAAGCGGAUACAGUUAUAGCUCGUCAAGUUUACAAAGCAGUGCCACGCUUGGUCUUGGUUCGGCUAAGGACGACCUUUGGGCUGCUAUACAAACUAACUAUAAUUAUAUCAUGGACACAAACCUUUUGGAUUCAUGCAAAGAGACAGAGCGACAUCUUGCGGAUCAGAAUCAAGUUAUUGAUGUGGAAUGCGAACAAUCACAUUGUGACGAGUUGUUGGGUGUAACGCAGCGGCGCGAAAUAUCUUGGCACGAUCCUCAAGAGUUGCGCAAGUGGUUACGUGAAAUGGAAGAGCGUCUUGAGUCGGCGCCCUCUUUGUCGACUGCUACUAUGUUAACGACAGCGGAGUUGGAGCACUGUUUGGCAGAUCAUUCGGUGUUAUACCAUGAAAUCGUAUCACACGCCCGAGUGGUAAGCGCCUGCAUUCGCUCGGCAACAGAGGGACAUCAAGGACAGGUGGAGGGACAGCGGCAGCAAUCGAUUGAUAGUUGCAGAACAAUCAUCGCAGAACAAACAAAUUCAUCACUCACAUCCAACGAAGAGACAACAACUUUGACAAUUGCCACAGCUAAUGAGCAGAACAAUCACGAAUUGAGCAGUGGCAGUAGCACCAGCGGAAUAGAAACUGCGGAAAAGUCUUUGUGUUCGCCUAGGACGUCGUUAGUCAGAUCGAAUACGGCAUCCCCGCAGAAAGCGGAAAAAACUAAGAUUACUGAGGAUAGUUUGGAGAGAUUGCAGAACCGUUAUCAUUUAUUAUAUUUGAAGGCCUUCGAGGUACAACUUUGGUUGGACGGUUUGUUGCGCAAGAAAAGCUCGACUGCAAGUAUUGUUGAUGCCGUAGGUUAUAUUGAUGACACCGACAAUAUAAAUUGCCAUUCCUCCGACUGUGAAGAAGACGAGACGGCUGCAACGGAGAACGACUUCAACAUUCUUGGUUCAGGAAUCGACAGCGAUAUCACGCACAAUUCAUCCUCAGUUGGUGAACUGCCGAAUUGUAUUGAUUUGGUAGAAGAGGGCAACUGUGAGGCCGCAAAGGGAGACUGUGAAGACGGAGACGACGAAGGGGAAGACGAGGACGACGACGAAGUUGAUUUUGGACGUUCCCGCUUUGGUAGGCCGGCACGAGGCUACAACACCGUAUUGGUUACAUUUGAGAAACGGGGUGCAUCACGGUCCACCACUCUCACUGAUUUCGAGGCUGAUUCUGAAAGCAGCGACUGGGAGGUCACUGCGCAACAGGUGUCCGUUCAAAAGAAGUCAGACGACGUCGUCGUUGGCUGCCGACAGCUUUUGGAAAACGAAGAAAUCCCAACUAAUUCAAGUCAAAUCGUCACGCCGAUAAUUGGAGAGGAAAGCAGCAAGAUAGCUCAAUUACCAUUUGAUAUUCACACCUCCUCCAGUGCAACAUUUGACAGUAACCUGCAGCAAGAUGACAUUGUUGGUUUGAUUGCAAAUAAACAGCAUGAACGCGUGGCGGUCAGCGCAUCACCAUUGCUAAUGAAAUCGAAAAUGAAUAUGCUAAACGCAGAUGUUGAGCAACGAAAGCUAGUCUCAAUGAGCGCGUCAACAGCGGCCGCCACAAUCACCACCACCACUGCCAAUGAAACUAACGCCACCUCCGCGGGCACGCAAACCGCACAAAAACUUCAAACACUAUGCAAUAACAAGCCGAUUGGCCUACCUAUCAAGCAAAAGAGCAUCGCCAUCAUAUCACCGAAUAGUCACAACAAUAAAUCGCCGACCGUCUUGCGCAAACGUCAGUCACAGCACCACACUGACAUCUCAAAGUUUAAUCGAUCGAAUCGUAAGUCGAAAAAUUGUGCCGUUUUCUACUUCAAACACCUCGAUACGGACAACGAAACUAACUGCAGCAGCGUUGGUGAUGGCGCUGAUUUUAACACUACAGCAGAUGGUUUAUCCUCAUCUAACUCACAAACAAGCGAACAUCAUUUGUUGAAAUCGGCUGAUGCGUCAUCUGAUGACGACGGUGGCUGGCUAUAUUCGUCUGUCUUGCCGCCACAACGAGAAGAAGACACUAGCGCAUGCGAGGGAGUAGGAGUCGAUGAAAAAGGUAACAUCUGCAUCACAACCAUUGUCAUUGAUGGCUUGAAGUCAUCUGCCGUGACAUCCAGCUCAGCAGUGACUACAGCACCAACAGCGAACAGCGUCAUUAAUGACGACUCAGAUAAGGAGAACACGGAAGCGCGCACUCCGACGUUGGCCCAUGCGACACUAACUCCAUUGCCGGCUUCGAUUGUUUGCGCACAAUCUUACGAUAUAAGCUCAGCGCCGUCUUCACAAAAUCACACACAAAUCGUACACGCCGAAAUCCAACUGACACCAGUGACAACGGCAACGCCAACGGCACUGUCUGUAGGCCGAUUUAAAGAAAAAAGCUUCGUCGCCAGUUGCGGCAGCGGUAGCAGCAGCAGCUACAGCACCAGAAGUAGUAGCUGUUCCUCGAACGAUUUGCUCACCGAGACGACAUCGGCUACGAAUACAACGCAAAUCACACAAAUGCAUUUUCAACGCGUACAUCGCACCGAAAUGGAAUUGCAAAUCGACGCCAACGGUAAUAAAUCCAAGCAAAUGAUGGACAAUGGUGCGAUCAGAGGUGUAACCACAAAUAAUUCCCAUAACAACAAUAAUAACGGCGAUGCUGAUAACUUCAAUGAGAGCAGCGCCAUCAAAGGGGACAACAAUGCAAAUUAUAACGUUAAUAGUAAUUCUAGUAUUGUAGUAUUGCACCAACAACAACUGCCACAACAGCCACUUAUUUCAGGUGGAAAUAAUCAAAAGAACGAAAUGUUUUAUUCCGUUCGCUGGCACCCUAAAACAGUCAGCGAUUCCACCGAUAAAACGUCAAUGCAGCACCAGCAAUCACAGAAAACGGACAUUAAGAAAGUUCUUCUGCCUCCGCGCUCUCCACUUAAAUCGGAAAAACCAGUACAGUCAACAGCACGAGGCGACAACUUCAGCCCAACUAACAUGACAAAGGGUAAACUCUCGCAUGAAUCAAUCAAACAGCUGGUACUCGAAGCAGAGCAUUUAGUACGUGAUGUCGAAGCUCUAAAGACGCCUAUUAAUAAACAGAAACAAAAGCAUUCCGUCAUCAAAUUGUCGUCAACGGUAAAGAAGCGAGACAUAGUCAUGCCAGGUCCAAUCAAGCAACGUGUACAAGAAUGGCUGGAGCAUCAGCCAUCAUCAUCAACCCCAGUUCAGGGGCAUCGAAAUCACAGCGAUGAAUUGCAAAGUGGUGUAAAGUCAAAAGCGGGCGACGACUGUGAAGCGUCAGGCGAAGCUUCCGAAUCAGAUUCGGUUCCGCAGCUUGGUUCAGAUACUUCGGAGGGACUUACAGAAUCAAUAGCUACGUGCAUGCAGACAAGCACAAAUUCAUAUGGUGGCAAUUCCACAGAAUGCUUUGGUAGUUCAGCUGAACCCAUAGCCAGUUCAGCGACAAUACAAGGUUACGGCAGUAGCAAUCAGAGUUUAAAUGUAAAAAUUGUAAAACGCUCUCAGUCCCGUCGCAAGUCGGAACGACCAUGGUCGGUAUCAUGCCUGUCACAACUGACUACUGAAACAGUUCAAACAGAGGCGAUCGAACCAGUUGUGAGCAAUGCACAAACUGGACUUGCUACACAUUCUAUCAGUGAGUCAGCGUUGGAUUCUCUGUCUCCUGGACGGCAACGUGUCUCCUCCGCGUCAGCGUUAAAUGUCACCCAAGUUAAAGCGAGCAAUAGCAAGGGAUCUUUGAAACGUCGUAAGACUCGUAAGAAGAAAAUGUCCACGUCUGGGAAUUUAGGUGUAGUCGCUUCAAAUUCACAUUCAGUUCUUAAGAAAAGUCCAGAUUCUGGCUCUGAGGAUACCGCCGAGAUGCCACGACUCACACAAACUCUGCUCAUGAAGUCGUGUGAGUCCAUGUCUACGCAACAAAUACGUGAAAUAACAAGCGCGCUAUUGAGUCUACAACACGGAAAUGUAACAAAUCCCAAUGAAGGUGCAACAGGUGGCAGCAACAAUGCAGCUCAAUACACCAUAGAAAAGUCACAACAGCACGCCAUGCAGGAAGCGCAGAAAGAUAUGGGCGAAGGGGUUUCCUUGAUGAAACCCAAUUUUCGAGUGGGUUCCUACACCUCGGCAUAUAUGCGCAAUGAGAAACGGUUGGGUUCGUUGGCCGCUUUAGCCACAUACAUGAACGAUGAUGAAGAAGAGCAACAGGGAGAAUACACUACUGGCACUGAGGAUCACCAUAGCAGUUUCUCAGAGACAGCUUGGGAUAAUUAUCAAGAAAAAUAUAAUUCUGAAAACUAUUCCGAAGGCUUCGACUCGGAUGCAGCCAGAAAACUUAUGGAAUUCGGAGAUGACUACAGAAAUUUCAUCGAUUCGCAGUCAGAUUGCUGUUCGUCGCUGUCUGCUGCCAACAAUUUGGAUUCGUUGUCGCCGCCACGUAUGGACUCGUUGCAACAAGCAGACACGAAAACGAUCACGCAAGACACAAUUGCCAAUAGUGUAGAUCAUGCCAGACGUCGCCGUGCACUUGACUUGGAGUAUGAGAGGAGACGUAAGACAUUAGAGGUUCGCCGCAAAUCAUGUCAAGAUUCAACUGAUACACAAAAUACGCGUAGUCCCGUCAUAUCGACGUCAUCUUCAGUCAACGCAAUCACUCCUAGGAUCGGUUUUGAAAGGGUACAUCAACAGAUAAAAUCAGAUACAACUGGUCGCAAAUUGGAAUUUGGUAUGAGUCAAUCGGCACAGUCGUUGCGCCGCACAUCUGAAAGCGAUACAUCUACUCGACGUCGCAAAAUUGACGAUCGUCGUCGCUCAUCGCGCAACCUUGAUAAAAGUAUCAAAGCCAUACCGGCCACGUCGUCGUCGAGCUGCGACGACUCCGACAAUGAAAAGGAAAUGCGUAAUUUGCUACAACAAAGCAGAAAUCGCUUGGAAGACACCGAAGCAUUAAAGAUACGCUGUCACCUAUUGCGUCCAGAAGAUUAUACGGAGAUUAUUAGCACUUGCCGAGACAACAUACGGUGUUUGGAAGCCGUAAUACGUGGUCCGCCUGGCACAGUGCUCUCUGCACAGUGUGCCGGCCAGACAAAAGAUUUACUAGCAGCUUGGGAGGAUCUUUUGAGCUGGAGUGAAAAUGCUGCAUCUGCACGUAAAAUGCAGGAAGAGAUGAUCAUCCUUAAGCACUCUCUUAACAAAUUAGGUAAUAAUGGUACAUUUGAGCUACUGGAUACGGAGCCCCAAAUCCAAGUUGCCAUCGAGGCUCUAAAGAAUGAGAAAACGGAAUUGCAAAACUAUCGCACAAAUAUGCUGCGGCUUAACGCCAGUGUGCACAGCUGGUUAACACGCCAAGAAAGACGCUUGCAGAACGCCAUAGCAGAGGAAGAAUCCAAAGAUACUGGAAUAGUUGAUGUUGAAUCGCUCAAUAAACUCAAUAUGCCCAGUGUCGACGAAGGAGAUGCUGCCAAGUGUUCAUCUCCUGGGGAUACAGUGACUACAAAUAUAAGUGCCGCUGCAAAGAAUAUGUCUGCAUCCAUCGGCACCAGCACCGUUGGUAGCAGUACCAAAGUGCUGGACAUACAAACAUUAAUAAACUCAGAAAAUGAAUUCCACAGACACUUGAAGAAUGAAGUGAGUGAAAUGUACAGUGCUUGGGAUGAUGCUGACGCAAGAAUUAAUUCGCAAUUGGAGACGCUAACCAACUCGUUGCUGGCUUGGAGGCAGUUAGAAAGUGGUCUGUACGAAUUUCAGCAAGCGCUCGGUCAUGAUCGCGGCACAUUGAAAGGCCUGGAGGGCGCUCUGGAUAAAGGUCAAACAACACCAGUGGAGCUUGCACAGAAUGUGAAAGUCGUUGCUAAAUUACUUUCGGAGCGUGUAAAUGUCAGCGAGGAACAGCUCACUGCAGUGCGGGAACACUUGGACCCCAAUCACAUUUUACACAUUACUAAAUUCACCGCUUCAAAUGGCUCCCUUUCGGAUUCCGGCAUUUCAGAUGGUGGCGCAACUUCUGAUGGCGGAUUGUCUGAGCGUGAGCGCCGACUCGGCGUAUUGCGGCGCUUAGUAAAGCAACUGGAGUUGGCUUUAGCCCCUGGUAGUGAGGCAAUGAAAUCGAUUGCAGUGCGCAUGGAAUCGGCUGAAGCAGAACUUAAGAAUUUGCAAAACACUUGUCGUGAUCUUAUUGUGCGCACAGCUGCCACGCAUCAAAAUAAGAAAAUGCAACAGAAAUUGCAGAAAACCGAAAUACAACAACUACUCGUACCUGUCACUGAUAUUGGCGGCAAAGGCAGUAAGACUCCGAAAUCCAAUGGUCCUGAUGCUGAUGGUAAAAAUGGAAACCUAACUUAUGAACAGAAUUAUGGCCUUCAAUGUAAUGGGACAUCAAAACGCAAUGGCCGCCGAAGGCAGAACAAAAGAUCUUCAGGGUCCGAUGGCAACAUAGAUAAGACCAAUGCCAGAAUCACUAACAACAAUUCGGAUGCCACGGAAGUACGUAGUCAUUUAUCUGUAGCUGCUCCGGACUCUGGUGAUCCUGCUGAUGAUCCGGAUCUGGAAUUCGAUUUGGAGACAGGAGACAAAAAGAAUGAUAAGGUCACCCAUAAUAGCUGGGCUUGGCGUAUUGCAAAAGCAGCGGUUCCAAUGCAACUGGCUCUAAUCACCUUCCUGUGCGCAGCUUGUCUUAUGCAGCCCAACUGUUGUGACAACCUCAACAACUUAUCUAUGAGUUUUACGCCUCAGUUGCGGUAUAUACGUGGGCCUCCUCCGAUUUGAAACACAUCCUAUCGGAUGCUCCGUAGGAUAGGGUAGGAACUAACGUGAUGAGUCAUAAUAAGACCAUCCCUCUGCUCAAGUUGAGAGCUUAUCCAUAAAGAAGGUAUCCAAGCAUUUGAAAUUUGUUCAUCUACAUUGGGGAAUUACAAACCCUAUCAAAUUUUCAAUUUAUAUUGAAUUUCAUGCAUUAUGUACUAGAUAAAACCGAUACCCAAUAAGGUGGAAAUUUGAGUAAUUAAGGAGAAUGGUAGGGCACUUAUUUUAGUGGUGAAGACACUUAAAUUAUUUAGAUUUAAAAGAAAAAACAUUGGAAAGGGGAAGUUGAAACUGCAAAAAGCGUUUUGGGAAUAAGAAAUAGCGUAUACAUGUAUACGGACUUGAAAACCGGUCAUUACAAAAAAUGGUAGUAUGAACACCGGCAUUCUUCUGAAUGUUGAAAGCAUUGAACACGAAUUUAUUGAAUGGAAUUUGCAAAUUCAACUGAAACGCGUCACAAUGGUGUGAGCAUUAAAUACUGCGGCAUAUUCUAAAAAAGUGAAGAAGCACAACUGAGCCGAUAGCUAAAUGUCUAUUGAGUUAUUUCAGCAAUAAUCAUAAUGAAAUGUCGAGAAAAUAGAAUCGAUUGCAAAAUUGGCAGAAAUUGCUGAGUGGAUAAUAUACAGUUACUUUUUUGUUUCGAAAACACUAAAGUGCCUGAUUACAUAUGACGCCUAGAAUGGCUCAUUAUCGUACCCUUGUACAUUUGAAAAUGUUCCUUAUGAAAUUACUUAUAAUACUAAAAGAGAAAAAAGGUGAACCAACAAUAUACACACGGAUUAUGAAAUUCAAAUUGAUGACUGACAUUUUACUUUGGAUGCCCAAUACCCACAAAUUUGAGCUAUUUUGCAGUAAACGCUUGAAUUCCUUUUCUAUUAUAUUAAUAGGUGCAACAACUGAAGCUCGCUUUAGGUGCACUUAAUGCUAUACAAAACGACUAGUUAUGUAAAAGUGCAUAUUUACAACUCUUAUUGAAAAAUAAGUUGAUCUAAUUUAAAACGGUUUAUUAAUAAGUUUCCUACCUUAGUUACUCUAUUACG